CUUUACCCAUGAAGUCACUUGACGUUUCGCGAUCCUCAUCUUCUAUCUCAAGGUCUCUGUACCAUUUUCCGAGAUACCCAUUGAGGCGUCUUCAGCUAAGUUCUCAUUCAAACCCAGAAAUCAAAGAUUCGUCAAACCAUAGAUUGCUGCUCCGGCGUAGAAUCGAAGACGUGGAAGAGGAUUUUAUCUGCAGCAUUAGCAGCGGCACUUAUCGCCUCGAGCUCCGGCGUUCCGGCCUUGGCAGAGCUUAACAAGUUUGAGGCCGAUACACGUGGCGAGUUUGGGAUAGGAUCGGCUGCUCAGUUCGGUUCUGCUGAUCUCAGCAAAACAGUUCACUCCAAUGAAAAUUUCAGGUAAAUAUUUGCCUAUCUUCGGUGAUGGAAAUUGGAAUCAACAUAACAAAGUUCAAAAGUUUGUAUCUUUUACGAUUUGCACAAUUUCUCUAAUUGGAAUCUUGGAUCAACAGACACUAAAUAAAACCAAAUCUGAAGAAGCAAGACUUUUGUUAUACUUCUGAAUUAUGUGUAGUGGAUUACUGAUAUUGUUGCAGAAGAGCCAACUUCACUUCUGCAGACAUGAGAGAGUCUGACUUCAGCGGUUCGACCUUCAAUGGCGCCUAUCUCGAGAAAGCGGUUGCAUACAAAGCUAACUUCUCAGGUGCUGAUUUGAGCGAUACAUUGAUGGACCGGAUGGUGCUAAACGAGGCAAAUCUGACAAAUGCCAUUCUUGUCCGUUCGGUUCUAACCCGUAGUGACCUCGGUGGUGCAAAGAUCGAAGGUGCUGAUUUUAGUGACGCUGUGAUUGAUCUUCUUCAAAAACAGGCUCUGUGUAAAUACGCAAACGGGACAAACCCAUUGACUGGAGUGAGCACAAGGAAGAGUCUUGGAUGUGGAAAUAGCCGAAGGAAUGCAUAUGGCUCGCCUUCGUCUCCUUUGCUCAGUGCACCGCCUCAACGUCUGCUCGGCCGUGAUGGAUUCUGCGACGAAAAGACCGGUCUUUGUGACGCCAGCUAGUUUCAAUUUGUUAGAAUCAUGUGUGCGAUUACAAUGCUGAUAUACAUUUGUGUCUCUAUAUGUUGUGUAACGCUAAUCAUGUAUUGUAUGUUUAUAGUAGUAUUGAAUUGUAAAUGACCGGAAAACAAAAAAAGAGAUAGAGAUAGCACUGAAAAACGGAGAUAAUGGAUCCAUUUUGUCUCUAAGACAAAA
Messenger RNA from Eutrema salsugineum, 1205 nucleotides. RefSeq names its product thylakoid lumenal protein TL20.3, chloroplastic. Bases 576 to 1013 code for a protein of 145 amino acids. The record is from RefSeq and is a predicted model, not a curated record. The transcript is spliced from 6 exons. NCBI's taxonomy places the organism in Eukaryota, Viridiplantae, Streptophyta, Magnoliopsida, Brassicales, Brassicaceae.